CUCGUACAAGCAACAGCCCCUGCGCCAUACACGAACCUGAGCUCUGAGCUCCUGCCUUGUGACAGAGUGUGUGAUUAGUAACGAGCAACAUUAACGGCUAUCAAAAUGCCUUGCUCAUUCAUGGCAAAGCGUAACUACGCCCAUUGUCCUCUCAAGAAGCGUCCGUUGUCUGCUCUAUACGAACAAGAAGAACCUCAAGAUCUCAGUAUGAAGAAACCAAAAAUUGAAGUGGAGCAAAUGUUAGUGCCUAAAGUGGAACCCGCUACUCCAGUGCCAAGAUUCAAUUGCUCAUCCGCUGCCUUGACUCCCCCACCAACAAGCCCCCUUCCAGCAUCAGUAGCCACUUUACCUUCAUACCCAACAAGUGCAGUUCCUACAUAUGACAAUUUUGCGUCAAAAUCAUCGAUGGACAGCUUCUAUCAUCAGAGUCAAGUGCCAUCUUAUAACGUAACUGUGAAGCAUAGUGUGAGUCAUCAUUAUAACAUAGGGCCUUCAAACCGCCAUGUCUUACCCGUGUCUUCAUACGCCCUUUCCGCGCCCACGAGACAACGUACUUUCGUCCCGCCAGUCGUAAGUUCUUACCAUAACAACAGCUCGAGAACUGCUCCUUGUAAUUCUCCAGCGCCAGCACAAGUCUCACAUACUCCCAGCCAUCCCCCAUCUCGGGAAACACAUUUGCCUAACCUAGCUGAGUAUUAUCUUCAGUUGUUUAGAGCAACCAGUGAGGCUGAGACCAAACCCAAUACUUGGAUGUCCAAUAGCCACAUGCCACUGUCACCACAAGCGUCUCCUGUGUCGUCAACUGAGUCCCGCUGCCACCUAUCGCCAUCACUUCCCCAAUAUCCUGAGUCAUCUGCCCUCAUCUCUCCAGCAUCAUCCGUGUCCACCAUCUCUGAGUCAGAAGAAGAGCCUUUGUCCCCCAGCGGCAGCGUGAGUAGCCAGGGUUCCGGAGCAAGUGGGUCCAAGCCUCGCUACAGCUGCACGGAAUGUGGCAAAGCAUACGCUACAAGACCUGGUUUAGCUAAACAUAAAGAGCUUCACUGCACAGCUACCUUGGGGGUACGAGCAUAUUCCUGCCCGACGUGCAACAAAUCCUAUACUACUUGCGGAGCCCUAAAGAUGCACAUCCGGACACACACGCUGCCCUGCAAGUGCCACAUUUGUGGCAAGUCGUUCUCGCGGCCGUGGCUGCUGCAGGGCCACAUCCGCACCCACACCGGAGAGAAGCCGUUCCAGUGCAGCGAAUGUUGCCGCAGCUUUGCGGACCGCAGCAACUUGAGGGCGCACCAGCAGACGCACGCCACAGUCAAGAAAUACGCCUGCCAGAUUUGCACCAAGACUUUCUCGCGCAUGUCGCUCCUCAACAAGCACCGGGAAGGAACCUGCACUCCUGGAUGCCCAAACUUAGAUCUCGAGGAGGAAGAGGAGGAUGAAGAGGUCGAUGUCGUCGGAGAUGACGCCUGCUGGGCGUGAAUGGGAACCGAAAGCCUGAACUCUUCUAGUCACUCGCUAGCGGCACCUCCACGGAAUUUUGGUCACGCUUCAGCAUCGUCUCCAGUUCUACGGCCGUCGAUAACCGUGAGCGGUGGCCGGCCAUCAUCACCGUGUACGUGAUGGAGGAUCACCACCAUCAACUGCUAGCGGCACCUCAAGGUUCCUAUGAACGCGACUUACCCUAGUCCGUCUCUCUAAGUCCACAUAUGAUCUCUACGGGAUAAGCCAAAGAAUAAUUGCCUUCUUAUUAGACCUGUAUAUUUUACCUUUAUUGUAAACAAGAUUAAUUAUUUGUAUUAAAAUUAUAUUUACGUU
Messenger RNA from Hyalella azteca, 1809 nucleotides. Its product is annotated as protein snail. Lineage: Eukaryota; Metazoa; Arthropoda; Malacostraca; Amphipoda; Hyalellidae. Bases 106 to 1473 code for a protein of 455 amino acids. Gene Ontology annotation, biological process: regulation of DNA-templated transcription. The record is from RefSeq and is a predicted model, not a curated record. The transcript has a single exon. Gene Ontology annotation, molecular function: RNA polymerase II cis-regulatory region sequence-specific DNA binding; DNA-binding transcription factor activity, RNA polymerase II-specific.